AAAGCCUCCAGUGUGUAUUUGGAACGACACGUCUGUGCAGAUGGAUGGAGAGAUUAGGCCGAACAUUUCCUGCUUCGUUCGCCCCCUUUAGCACGCACACUGGAAGCUCGAAGGAAGUUCAGCUUCGGGCCACAAUGCUAGAAUCUUCGCGUCCGCCGGUUGUGAGUGUCGGAAUGUUUUGUAUGCUCGCGUCGUUGCUGUUUUUCCGCAGAAAAUGUUGCGAAUAGCGUCGCAGGCGUCGUAGCUCCGCCCUUGUACCACCACCGCCGCCGCAGUUCCACCUCGGAAAGCCUUGGAGCGUUUGCGUUGGGACUGUACGUAAAAUCAACAAAGUGUUUAACAGCAUACAUCUGGAGUUUUUUUAUUUUAAAGUUAUAACGUCGUGGAUUGCUUCUAACAUGGAUUAAAAAAAAAAAAAAAAAAAAAACGGUCACGCACAAACGUCCGCACCAUGAUUCGGACGGUACCCAGCGGUUUACUCGCCAAAGCUCGGUGCUGGGAUGCCGACAGUGAGAGGUCCUACCAGGACCUGUUCGAGAGGCUCGAUGCAAAUAAAGACGGCAAGGUGGACGUGGCCGAACUGCGGGCGGGCUUGAAGGCGAUGGGAGUGUUCCGACAAGGUGCUGCUCAGAAAAUUGUGAUGAGCGGUGACCAGAAUAAGGACGGCAGUCUGGACUUCCACGAGUUUACCAAAUAUUUGAAGGAGCACGAGAAAAAACUGCGCCUGACGUUUAAGAGUCUGGACAGAAACAACGACGGGCGCAUUGAUGCCACUGAGAUCCAGCAGUCCCUUGCAGAACUGGGCUUGGAGAUCAGCAAAGUGGAUGCCCUGAAAAUCCUGCAGAGCAUGGACAUCGACGGUACCAUGAUGGUGGACUGGAACGAGUGGAGGGAUCACUUCCUGUUUCACCCCGCUCACAACCUGCAGGAGAUCAUACGCUACUGGAAACACUCCUCGGUGCUGGAUAUUGGUGACAGCCUUGCCAUCCCUGAUGAGUUCACCGAGGAGGAGAAGAGCUCAGGCGGUUGGUGGAAGCAACUGGUCGCAGGCGCUGCGGCGGGUUCCGUCUCUCGUACCGGUACGGCUCCUCUGGAUAGAUUGAAGGUUUUCAUGCAGGUUCACUCCACUAAAACCAACAAAAUAAGCCUGGCAAGGGGAUUCAAGCAAAUGAUUGUUGAGGGAGGUAUAACUUCACUGUGGAGGGGCAACGGCAUCAAUGUUCUAAAGAUCGCUCCUGAGACAGCCAUUAAAUUCAUGGCAUAUGAGCAGUUUAAGAAGAUGCUUUCAUCAGAAGGUGAAAAAAUUGAGACGCACAAAAGGUUUCUGUCUGGCUCGCUGGCUGGAGCAACUGCACAGACCGCCAUUUACCCCAUGGAGGUAUUAAAGACUAGACUGACACUGCGAAAAACUGGCCAGUAUUCAGGAAUGUUUGAUUGCGGCAAGACAAUCCUGAAGAAAGAGGGUGUCAAGGCCUUCUACAAGGGCUACAUUCCAAACUUAGUCGGCAUUAUUCCCUACGCCGGGAUAGACCUCGCUGUUUAUGAGAGUCUGAAGAACGCGUGGCUAUCGUACCACACCAAAGAUUCAGCUAAUCCUGGAGUUCUUGUGCUGCUGGGAUGCGGGACCAUUUCUAGUACCUGCGGACAGCUGGCCAGCUAUCCCCUUGCGCUCGUACGCACGCGCAUGCAAGCAACAGCGUCCCUGAACGCUUCAGACCAGCCCACCAUGAGUUCCCUUCUAAAGAAUAUUGUGGCCAAAGAUGGCUUUUUUGGACUCUACCGAGGAAUCCUGCCCAACUUUAUGAAAGUCAUUCCGGCUGUCAGCAUCAGCUACGUCGUUUAUGAAUACAUGAAGAUUGGUUUGGGGAUCAGCAAAUAACACGGGAAGCCAACGAGUGUGGACACGCUGUAUUAAGCUGGAUGACCUGAGAUGACUGGCAUGAUGUGGCAUGACUUCCACCAGUUUACGCUGGACCCCUGUGGUCAGACAGAUGUACUGUAUUGCACUAAGGAUGGUCCGUUAAUGUCUUAAAUAUGAAUUAUUUAUACUUUAAGCAUGCUUCCUUGUCUUCCUGCUACUGAGAAAGACACUCAAAAUGUGCAGGCUGUACUUGACAAUACUUGACUCAAGAGACUGAACUGUACGUGAAUGCAAACAUUAAACUGUGAAAAUACAAAACCAACAGGUCGUCUAAUUUGCCAUAUGUUUACCAAGCUCAAUGCUGGUUAAAUUUAUUGGAAAUUGCUCAUCCCACAUUGGACCUCAAAAUUGGAAAAAUUAAAUCAGGGUUGAUUUGUGGUGAAAACAGGCUACAAAAAAUGAGAUGUGUGUUGAUACAGAUUUCUGUGACUGCCUCACAGAAAAUCAACAGUGUUCUACAUGUGACAUCACUGUUGGUUUUUCCAAUUCAUUUACUGUACCAGCAUAGUUCAUGCACAACUUUACCAGUGUUGUGCUCAUACAACCUCACACACUAUAAACUUGCGAUAUUUUCAACAAAUGAACCUGUGUUUUGUUGCUCAUAUCAUGUAAAAGACAACAUGUACAUUAAAACUUUUUUUUGUUGUUGAA
Molecule: messenger RNA, 2572 nt
Organism: Phyllopteryx taeniolatus (common seadragon)
Lineage: Eukaryota; Metazoa; Chordata; Actinopteri; Syngnathiformes; Syngnathidae
Product: mitochondrial adenyl nucleotide antiporter SLC25A24-like
Exons: 10
Coding region: 452-1879 (475 amino acids)
Biological process (GO): transmembrane transport
Cellular component (GO): mitochondrial inner membrane
Molecular function (GO): ATP transmembrane transporter activity; calcium ion binding
Source: RefSeq, a predicted model, not a curated record